This is a messenger RNA of Cornus florida, 2024 nucleotides long. RefSeq names its product alpha-L-fucosidase 1. Gene Ontology annotation, biological process: glycoside catabolic process; fucose metabolic process. Gene Ontology annotation, molecular function: alpha-L-fucosidase activity. NCBI's taxonomy places the organism in Eukaryota, Viridiplantae, Streptophyta, Magnoliopsida, Cornales, Cornaceae. Bases 271 to 1857 code for a protein of 528 amino acids. The record is from RefSeq and is a predicted model, not a curated record. The transcript has 3 exons. Gene Ontology annotation, cellular component: lysosome.
UUUUCUUCUUUUUAGAACGAACUUGCUUGCUUGUUGGUCUUCUUAGAGUUGUACAAGCCAUUCUUUAAAGAAUCUCUCUCUAAGCACUCACUUCCUCUCUCUAGAUCAGAGAUGAUGAUACCACCUGCCACGAGCAUGAAACCGAUCAACAAACCCAGCAUCCAAAACCUCAAUUUCCGGAAACCCAAUUCACAAUACUCAACGAGGUAUCCAAACGAUUCUCCCUCUUUCUAAAAUAUACUCACUCACUCUCUAGACCUGCGAUCCACCAUGGAGAUGAUCAAGAAAACCAUCCACACCCUCAAUUUCACAAAACCCAUUUUACAAUACAUCUUUCUCCUCAUCCUUUUCUCUCUCUACUCAACACCAUCUUCAGUUUCUUCACAUCCAGUACCACCACCAAUUCCAAUUUUGCCCAUCCCAACCUCACAACAGCUCUCAUGGCAACUCUCGGAUAUGGCCCUCUUCCUCCAUUUCGGCCCAAACACGUUCACCGAUUCGGAAUGGGGCACUGGCCACGCCGAUCCCUCCGUCUUCGCCCCCACUGCCCUGGAUGCCGGGCAGUGGGUUAGAGUUGCCAAAGAAAAUGGAUUUUCUCGUGUAAUCCUAACAACCAAACACCAUGAUGGAUUCUGCUUGUGGCCUUCCGACUAUACUGAUUACUCGGUGAAGACUAGUCCUUGGAAGAGUGGCAAUGGCGAUGCUGUAGCUGAAUUGGCUGAGGCUGCUAACAAUGCUGGUGUCCAACUGGGGCUCUAUUUGUCUCCGUGGGACCGGCACGAGCCCAAGUAUGGGAAGACUCUGGAGUAUAAUGAACACUAUAUGGGGCAAAUGACUGAAUUACUGACAAGAUAUGGUGUGAUAAAGGAGGUAUGGCUAGAUGGCGCGAAAGGGGAGGGAGAGAAAGAUAUGGAGUAUUUCUUUGAUGACUGGUUUGCUCUCAUUCAUCAGCUCCAGCCCGGAGCAGUCAUUUUUUCUGAUGCUGGUCCAGAUACCAGGUGGGUAGGAGAUGAAGGUGGUGUUGCUGGGACUACUUGCUGGUCGCUUUUCAAUCGGAGUGCUGCAAAAAUCGGCGAUACUGAUCCCAAAUAUUCUCGAGGAGGAGACCCGAGUGGUCAUGACUGGGUGCCUGCUGAAUGUGAUGUCUCCAUCAGACCGGGUUGGUUUUGGCACGCGUCCCAAGUUCCAAAAUCUGCAGAGACUCUUCUUAACAUAUACUACAAAUCAGUUGGCAGAAACUGCCUCUUGUUACUAAAUAUACCCCCAAAUUCUUCAGGUCUCAUAUCAGAAGAAGAUAUACAAGUGCUUCAAGAAUUCACUGAGCUUCGGGGCUCCAUAUUCUCCCGUAAUCUGGCAAAAGAUAGCCGUCUUACUGCCAGCAGUAUACGAGGAUUUAGUGAUUCUCGGUUUGACUCCCACAAUGUCCUUGAAGAAGGCAUCUACACUUAUUGGGCUCCCGAAGAAAAUCGCACUGAGUGGGUAUUAUACUUGGACUUUGAGGAACUAGUGACUUUCAAUGUUUUGCAAGUUCAGGAGCCAAUUCACAUGGGACAGCGGGUCGUUGAGUUCCAUCUUGAUACCCUGAAUGGAAACGGACGAUGGGAGAAAGUGGCUAAUGGAACAACGGUGGGAUAUAGGAGGCUAUUGCAGUUUCCAAAAGUAGAUUCCCGCCGCUUGAGGUUUGUUAUCGACAGGUCCCGGGCAGACCCACUGAUUUCUUUUUUGGGAAUUCAUUUGGAUCCAUUCUCCAUUUUAAGCAACACAACCGAUACCAGCAUCGAAUGUCCUUCAAUGGCAAUCAAUUUCUUUAGCAAAUUACAUGCAAGCAUUCUCAAAAUUUUAGAAUACUUUCUUUGAAUAAUGUUUUCAUUACAAUCCGUUUGAGCCUUUUAUUUGUAUAUAAGAUUUAAAGAAAGGCUAAGAGGCUCCCAUCAAUGUAAAAUUUGGGAGUCUCUUUUUCGUUUUGAACCCAUGACUUUCAGAUUGUUGUUGUGGCAAAAUAAAUUUUGUUUGUUUGUUUUUUA